AUGUGCACCAGUGUCAGCGGUGGCGGGACAGACGCGUAUGGUGCUACUACUACCACCAAUAUAACAAACGGCACAGGACAGCUGCUUCCACUCCCACUUCUACUCUUGCUCUUGCGCACAGCAGCGAUGCGCCGGCCACUGACGAAGCCUGAUGACAAGGUGAAUCACAGCAUCAAGCCCACCAACGCCAUCAAUUCCAUUAAGAAUGAAGAGAAGAAACGUCUCAAUCAUAUACGCGACGGGGAUGUCCAAGAAGUGGAGGGGGAGGCCGAUGUGACAAUGGCCACAACUACAAAUACGAAUGCUAACUCCGAUAACAAUCCUAAUGGCAACAUAGAUAGCAGCAAUACUGCUGCGGGUUCGCCUACGGCUGUCUCAGUCGCUGUUGCGUCGUGA
Molecule: messenger RNA, 396 nt
Organism: Histoplasma mississippiense
Lineage: Eukaryota; Fungi; Ascomycota; Eurotiomycetes; Onygenales; Ajellomycetaceae
Exons: 2
Coding region: 1-396 (131 amino acids)
Source: RefSeq, a predicted model, not a curated record